AUGGCCUCGUCGUAUCAGCAGCCGACUGGUCCGUCAGGCUCGGCGGCGGCCCCGGGCCAGCCGGUGGAUGACGCCGACAUCGUGCAGGAGAUGUAUAGACUGCUCGGCAACCUCACGCGAAGCUUUGUCCCCGCCACGCGCAAGAAGCGCGACGAAACCAAGGAGGAGCGACGAGCACGCAAGGAGCUCAAGGAUGCGCUAGACGAUAUGAGCUACGACAUCAUUGAGCUCAAGGCCGAAGCAUCCUCGUCGGCGCGUCGGCUGGACCAGAGCAUGGUGAUCGACUCCUUGCGGCGCAAGAUCACCCGUCUGUCUGCGGAUGGAGGCUACGAGUCUGCCAAUCGCUUCUCCAACAUCCUUGCGCGGCUCUCGGAUCCAACAGCAUCGAAUCAACUCCGGAAUCUUCGCGGCAUGCUCGAGAUGAUGGAUGCACUUGCGUUCACAUCGUCGGAUGCGGGCGCUUCGGCGACGCCCGCAUCGCGCGCGGCUUCUCGCGCUGUCUCGUCCAACGGCAACCGGCGUGAAUCAGAGCUCAAGGCUACUCCUUACACGAUUGCAGACACGCCCGCCACCAGCGCGCCCGCCACGGAGCGCGCCGAUGCAAUGCACAGACGCGCCCAGCCAGCACCGGUCGACAGCCGACUCACCUCCACCGAGUCCCGACCCACGGCCGCCAAGAUCCGCGGAGAAGCAUCCGCCCAACCUACUAGCGACGCGCGCUCCGCCAACGUGGGCUCGCAGACAAGAAAGGAUCAGCUCAUCACCAUGUCUGAUCUGACGCGAGAUAGCGGGCAUCCGCUCUCGAAAGCACAGCUCGUGUCCAACCUGCGGCAGCACAUAGGUCGCAAGCAGAUCCCCGAAAACGAGCUGCUGCACGAUGUCAUCUUUCUGAUGCAGGGCAUCAAUGGCCGUCAUGUCCGCUUCCAGGAAGAGUUUCAGUACGAGUCGGCGGCUAAUAGUGGCGCUGCAGAGGCUGCGGGUCCUACCAAGGUGGUGCGUGUCGUGUUCAACGAGGGCGAUGCAGGUUACAUCAAUGCGCCGACCAAGCGGAUCCUCCAUCGCCUGGCCGAGCUGGGUCAACUGUACAAGAGGGUGGCCGGCUUCUCCCAGGAGAGGAGCACGAUGCCAGCAUCGGGCCUGAUCAUGCAGAGUCUCUGCCAUUUCAUCUCGAACGAGCUCACAGGGUUCUAUCGGCUGGUGGCCAGCCUCGAAGCGCAAAUGGGACCAAAGGGCGACGGUGGCGCGGAUAGCCAGACUGGGCCCCAGCAGUCAGGUGGCAAAGGCCACGACGGAGACGCGCAGAACACACCGACGACGUACGUUACACUCAAGCGGCUAUCGCUGUGGACGGAGGAGAUGACGCUGCGGUUCCGGCUGAUGAGCACCAUCAUCGAGAGCUGCCAGGAUGCGCAUGGAGGCUCGCUCGUGUCGCUGAUCCAUUCCUACACCUUUAACGGCGAUCCGUUCAUCCGACGCUUCACGUCGAGUCUGCUGGACGAGGUGUCGAAGCCGUUCUUCCACUCGCUGUCGCUGUGGAUCUACGAGGGCGAGCUGCAGGAUCCGUUCCGCGAGUUCUUUGUGGAGCUCAAUGACGAUCCGCGCGCGGCUGGGCAGAGUCGAUCAAACGCUGGUGCGGCCGAGGGCGACCUGCCGAGUUUCAGCGACCUCGAGGGCGAUGCGGCGUCGCUGUGGCAGAAUAAGUUUCUGUUUCGCAGCGAGAUGCUACCGAGCUUCUUGCAGGAAUCGUUCGGUCGCAAAAUCUUCUCGACGGGCAAGAGUCUCAACUUUAUCCGCCAGAGCUGCGGCGACGGCGACUGGGUGGCGACGAGGCAUACAGUUUCGGGCGCAGCGACGGUGCUGCGGUAUACGGACCUGCCCGGGCUGGAGAGCACGAUCGAAAGAGCCUUCACGUCGGCAAGCAAGCGAUUGCUGGACAUCUUCCUGGACCGAUUCCGGCUGCUGGAGCAUCUGCGGGCACUCAAGGACUACCUCAUGCUGGCGCGGGGUGAUUUUGUAGAUCUGUUGAUGGCGUCGCUAGGACCGAGCCUGAGCCGGCCUGCCAACUCGCUGUUCCGGCACAAUCUGACCGCGUCGCUCGAGACGGCGAUCCGGGGGUCGAACGCGCAGUACGACGACGCCGAGAUUCUGCGGCGGCUGGACGCGCGCAUCUUGGAGUUUAGCACGGGCGACACGGGGUGGGAGACGUUUACGCUCGAGUACAAGCUGGACUCGCCGGUGAAUACGGUGCUGGACAGCCAGGCGAUGGUGGGGUAUCAGACGAUCUUUACACAUCUGUGGAAGAUCAAGCGGGUGGAGCUGGCGCUCAACACGAGCUGGCUGCGCCUGCACGAGACGGGAACGACGCUGUGUCGGAUCAAGCGCGGUACGGUUGGAGGUGCGGUGUCGGAUCUGCGGCGCGAGUCGCAGCGGACGAUGCUGAUGCUGUCGGAGAUGGUGCACUUUAUCCGACAGAUGCAAGGAUUUGCGCAGCUCGAGGUGAUCGAGUACUCGUGGAACGACCUGCUGCACUUUUUCUCGCGGCGGCAGGGCGAUCUGGACGAGCUGAUCUCGAGCCACCGUGCGUAUCUGAAUGCGCUGAUCGGCAAGGUGCUGCUGCGCGGCGGCAAGCGCGGAUCGCAAGACUAUCUGGCGGGCGAGCUGCGCGCGCAGUUUGACUGCAUUCUGAGCUUCACUGUGGCGGCGGACGACCUGGCGCAUCUGAGCACGCGCGAGGUGGCGCGCGUCGAGAUGGAACAGGGCACGGCGCGACCGACGACGGAGCGUGGUGCGCGGUCGCGUCCGUUGGCUGCGGUGGGAGCGGCGGGCGCAGGUUCAACGCUAGCGGCUGUUGAUCCGGCCGAGGUGGGUCGGAUCGCCAAGCGGCUGAGCGAGGCAUCGACGGCGUUCCACGAGAGGAUGGUGCUGAUCGUGGGUGCGCUGGAGAAGCACGCCAACCUGACGGUGCGUGACUUGGCGGUGAGACUCAACUUUAACGGGCGCUACGAGGUGACGGCGCAUCGAUCGGGCACUCACGCCGCCACCACUGCUCCACGCAAGAAGGAGGCAGCUGCGCCUUCGGCUGUGGCUGCUUCGUGA
This is a messenger RNA of Moesziomyces antarcticus, 3096 nucleotides long. RefSeq names its product gamma-tubulin complex DGRIP91/SPC98 component. The record is from RefSeq and is a predicted model, not a curated record. Bases 1 to 3096 code for a protein of 1031 amino acids. Gene Ontology annotation, biological process: meiotic cell cycle; cytoplasmic microtubule organization; spindle assembly. The transcript has a single exon. Gene Ontology annotation, molecular function: microtubule minus-end binding; gamma-tubulin binding. Gene Ontology annotation, cellular component: centrosome; gamma-tubulin small complex; spindle pole. NCBI's taxonomy places the organism in Eukaryota, Fungi, Basidiomycota, Ustilaginomycetes, Ustilaginales, Ustilaginaceae.